This is a messenger RNA of Malassezia japonica, 4395 nucleotides long. RefSeq lists its product as uncharacterized. Gene Ontology annotation, biological process: nuclear-transcribed mRNA catabolic process, deadenylation-dependent decay. NCBI's taxonomy places the organism in Eukaryota, Fungi, Basidiomycota, Malasseziomycetes, Malasseziales, Malasseziaceae. The transcript is spliced from 2 exons. The record is from RefSeq and is a predicted model, not a curated record. Gene Ontology annotation, molecular function: RNA binding. The coding region runs from base 1 to 4395 and encodes 1464 amino acids.
AUGUCGUCCUUGGGGCCGAACGCCACGCCGCCACACGUUCCCCACCCGUCUCCCGACCCAACACCGAACCGAGGUCGCGCGCGCGCGGGCACCCUCCCGUCGCGCUUUGGGCCCGCAACCUCGGGGCUGCGCACGCCCCACGACGAGGUGGUGAGCGCGGGGCGCUGGUACUUUCCCCGCACGUCGCCCCUCGCACAAAACGACCCGUUUGCCCCGCCCAUGUUUGCGUCCGUGCCGGACAUGAUGCAAGCACCCCUGCCGCCAGCCUUUGAACCAUUUGCGCGCCUCCCGGAGGACCGCGCGCAGACGGAUCCUACGCUCCUGCAAAGCUCGCUCAGCGACGCAGACACCAGCGGACUCGUCAAGACCCUCGACUACCUCGGCCUGAGCGACGCCCCGGCCGUGGAUGAGCCGGGGGCACUUGCACCGACGCGCGAGCGCGCCGCGACUGACGCGGCAAUCCUGGGGCCGACUCGCACGUCGGUCGCGCCGGGCGGGCCGGUGCGUGCGCCGCUCCUCGCACGCCCGCCGACAGCGACGGCGAACACGCUGCGCCACCGCCUCUCGCAGCUGCCUCUAGGCGCACAGGACGUCUUUUCGGAAGACCAGAACCGCCCGCGCGCAACAAGCAUGGGCACACUCGAUCGGCCGUCGGUCGACGUGGGCGACGUGCGCCGCGUGCCGUCGCCGGGCGUCGCGAUCGGUCGCGUGCCGUCGCCGGGCGUCGCGAUCGGCCGCGUGCCGUCGCCGGCGGCUGCCGCCUCGCCGGCGCGUGCGCCAGGCCACGGGCGCCUGCGUGCCGACACCAUCGCCGCGCUCAGCGGGCCGGACGGCCGCCAGCGCACUGAGCUCGAACUGCAGCGCACCGCACAUGGCCACCGCGAAGACGACUCGUUUGGCCACCUCGCACAACCCCUCUCGCGCGUUGCGGGUGGUCCGCGCACGCGCAGCAUGACGAUCGCGAGCGGCGCCGCGCCGCGCGCGGCCGAUGCGGAGCGCAAUCUGUACCUCUCGCAGCUGAGCGGUCAGGCGUCGACGCGUGUGCUGCUGCGUCUAUUUGAGCCGUACGGCGUGAUUGACGAUAUCCUCCUCUUCCCCGAGCACCAUGGCGCAGUGAUCCAGUUCCGCGACGCGCAGCAUGCGCGUGCGGCGCACGAUGCCGGUGUCGCGUUUAUCGGCCCCUAUCUCGCGGAGCUGCUGAGCGACCAGCGCCAGCCGCCGCUCUUAUCGCGCGCCGAAGGCGACUGGUCGCGGCACAGUGCCGCCGACGGCACGCCGCCGCCCCGCGCGCGGCACGGCGGCACGGCGAGCAUUGUGCCGAGCAGCGACAAGGGCGGGAUCCCGCUGCCUGCCGAGCACGUCGUGGCGCUUGCGCCCGAGCAGCAGCGUGCGGUUGGCGACACGCUGCACUUCCGCACCGGCUCCGACCCCCAGGUCGGAUCGCUGGAGACGUCCGAGACGCGCACGUACCACGCAAGCAUCCCGCCUGUGAACGACGGGGGGCGUCCCAGCCGCCGCUUUGACAAUGCACGCUUCCGCGAGCUGCGCAAGAACAUGGAGAGCGGCCAGAUGAGCCAGACGCAGGCCGACACGGUCGCGACCGAGCACCUUGAUGUGAUUGUCGAGCUGUCGAGCAACUACAUCGGUAACACGGUCGUGCAGCGCUUUUUCGAACAGUGCUCGGAGGAGGUCAAGACCCGCAUGCUCGAGCGCAUCGCGCCGCACCUCGCGACGAUUGGCACGCACAAAAACGGCACAUGGGCCGCCCAAAAGAUCAUCGACUGUGCCAAGACAGACGCGCAGCAGCUGCUCAUCACUCGCCAUUUGCAGCCCUACGUACCUGCGCUGCUCCUCGACCAGUUUGGCAACUAUGUCGUGCAGUGCGUGCUGCCGUUUGGCUUUCCCCGCGCGACCUUUAUCCUGGAUGCAAUGGUCGACCGCUGCUGGGAGAUUGCGCAGGGGCGCUUUGGCGCACGCAGCAUGCGCACCGUGCUCGAACACGCCUCGGUGCCGCGCGUGCAGCUGAAGCGCGUCGCGAUGGCCGUCAUACUCAACUGCGUGCCGCUCGCGACGAGCGCCAACGGCGCGCUGCUCCUCACCUGGCUCCUCGAGACGUCGGGCCUCGAGGGCGCGAUGAGCCAGCUGGCGCCGCGCUUUGUGCCGCACCUUGCACAGCUCUGCACGCACAAACUCGCGUCGGUCACCAUUCUGCGCAUCGUCUGCCAGAGCGCCGAGCCGGGCGCCGCGACGCUCCUGCUGCGCUCCAUCUUUGAUCUGCCCCAGGCGAACGUCCUCGAGGAGAUCCUCCUGGAUCUCGUACACGGCUCGCAGCUCGUCGCCAAGGCGCUGCAGAGCCCAGUGCUGUCGCCCGACGCGUACACCGAGUGCGUCGACGCGGUUGCCGCGAUCCUCCUGCGCCACGACCUCGUGGGCGCGCCGGCGUACCGCCGCCUCGCCGAGCAGGUCGGCCUGGCUCUCCCAGACACGGCGCGCAUGUCGCCGACGCACCUGCGGGUGGGAAAAACCGAGGGCCCAGAAAGGCCACCAGUGCUAAUGAACCCUGUGGACGGCAUACCCCCCAUCCUGCCCCCGUCUUAUGGACCGACGGGAGGGGAUGGUGCACGCUUCGGCGUGUCCACGAUGCCCUACGCUGGCCCCCCUUUUGAUAUCCACGGCCCGGACGCCGCACCUCGCGGCGCCCUCGCGCCGGGCGCGACGCCGCCUCGCUUUUGCCUCGGCGAUGGCGCGGGGAUGAUGGUGGCGACGCUCGAGCAGCUCCCGCACGAAGUGCUUACGCACAUUGCGUACUAUGUCGCGCUCACGCCACAGGGGCCACCUAGCGAUCUCCUUCUGCUCUUGUGCGCGAGCCGCACGUUGUAUAACCACCUCGCGCCGGGGAUCAACACGGCGCUGUACGCACGCCUCUUUGCGGGCGUGUUUGACCGCGCAGCGAUCGUGCGGCGGCUCGGCAUGCCGUCGCCGACGCAGCUGACAGAAGAGCUACAGUACCGCUUUGCUGUGCUCAAACGCCUGCGCCGCUACGUCGAGCUGUACGAGGCGGACCCGACGCAAGGCGCUCUCGACGCCGCGCACGCCUGCGCACAGGACUGCCUGUGCCAGGACCUCUGGAAGGCGUACGUGAUGGCGCUCGAGCAUGACGAGCACAACGUGCGCCAGCUGUACUGGGCGAAAAUUAGCGCGUAUACCGAUAUCCACGCUGUACAGACCAUGUGCGCGCACCACGUCCACCGCACCUAUCCGACGCAGGCGCAAGUCACGGCGCUCGCAAUGCACCUGCGGCAUAUGCUGUCAAGGGGUCAGCAGCUGUCGCCGACGGACGACGACAGCAGCGACGAGCAAGACUCACUUUUUCUCCUGCUCAAGCCGUUUGUGUUUGCCGCACACGAAUACGACAUGUUCUUUGGGCCGUGGACGGCGCGCACCCUUCCGCUCUCGAGUGCGCACGGAGGAGGGGGAGGCAGCAUGCCCUACGCAUCGGUACGCCACUGCGGCACGACGCUGACGCUCGCCGUGCCGCCCGUGAGCCAGGCCGCAACAUCUCUCAUGUUUCAGUGCACCGCGCAUGCAAUGCCGACGGCGCACCUCACCGCGCGACUGGACAAGCGCAUUGGGUCGGUGCCGAUGCGCUUGCAGUCGUCGCGCGACUACGACCACGACUUUCGGCGCCUGCAGCUGUGCUACGACGCACGCUCCGCACCGGGCCUGCGCCUCGAGGACCAUAUUGGGCGCCUGAGCGGCGUGUGGGAGGGUCGCUUUUCGUUCUUUGACAUGGACGCUUACCGCGAGAUGCUCGAUGGGAGCACGUCCGCGUUGUACGACGGCACGUUUGGCGAGCAGACCCAAGUCCUGCGCCUCUCGGAAGCCGUCGUGUGCAUGUCGUCCGAUGGCGUCGCGCGCUACCACGAAGAGAUCAUGGCCAACGACACGUUUUCGCAGCACAUUGCGCAGGCGCACAAAAGUGCCGAGGCGCACUCCCUUCCUGCGCCGACGCGCAGCGGCAGCCAGCAGCCCUACAUUACCGCGAGCCAUGGGGAGGUCAUGCCGCCGACCGACGCCGCGACCAUGCUGCAAGAGUGGCGCAAGCUGCCGUUCUGGUGCGACGACGAGGCUCCGGCCGACGGCGACCAGCGCGAGCUGCUGCUCUACGGCACCGGACACUCGGCCUGGGGCAAGUUCUUUGUGCGUGGCCGCGUGCGCGCGUGGGACGGCCUCGUGGUCCUCCUGAAAGAGUACGGGCCAGGGCGCCAAGGCAAGUGGAUGUACCGCGGCUAUUCGCUGGCUGGUAGCACCAUGGUCGGCCGCUGGCGCGACGCAUACACGCCCCACGCCCUGCACGGCUAUGAAGGGCCGUUCAUCUUGACACGGCGCUCCUAG